GACACAAUAUCACUUAUUCUUCUACAUUACAUCUCCAAUCAAGACUCCACGGAUAUCAAGGGCAGUGUCACACGAUUCAUUCGACCCUCGUCUAAAUAACAUCUUCACAAUUCAAAUCUCGAAUUCAAAUCAUCUCUUAGCAAGACUCAGCCAACAUGGCCGACAUUGAGAUGGCAGAUGAGUCCAUCAUCGAGCUACACCCCUCCUGGGAUGCUGCUCUCAUAGUCUCUCAUAACAAUCCCCGGAAGAAAUUCCUCGUAUCCUCUCACAUUCUGAGAGUCGCUUCCAGAUAUUUCAACUCUCUUCUCGCGUCCAAAUUCGAGGAAGGCGCCAAGAUUCAGUCCGGAUCGAAGCCCGACAUCACCUUGCACGAUGACAACCCCGAAGCCAUGGAGAUGAUACUCUCUAUUCUACACUACAAGUACCAGGACAAGUGGUACACUCUGAGUGCCAGGAUGGUUUCCGUCGUCGCUAUGCAGUGCGACAAGUACGACUGUGCUGCGUCUCUCAGACCGUGGGUCAACCAGUGGCUCGCCAACUUCGGACAGGUGGAGCGUGGGGACGUUGGCUACCUCUUAGUCGCGACUGCCUCUCUCGGCGAGGCGGCCAAAUUCCAGAAGAUGUCCAAGGCUGCUGUCUUGCAGCUUCCGAUGAACUUUGACUUCAAAGCCUGGUCGGAGGAUGAGGUCCUGUCUGCUUUGCCGGACGGUGAGACCAUCAUCGACCUUGAUCAGAACCAAUCCGAGAUUGGCCUCAUGGACACUUCCCGCUGCAGCAAUGGCCAAAACCUUGGAGUGGGUGAUUUCCCGGUUGUCUGCUCCUCCGAGACACGCGUAGCUGAGUGCACGCGCAUGUUCACCAAGUUGCAGCUGUACCCCAACGAGAAGGCAUGGCGUGAGGGUACCAUUGCCGAGAUUGCUCUGCGGUUCAACAUAAUUAGGGAGACGAGCACUCACCGAUGUGACUUUGACCAGAGAUGCCCCCUGAAGAAGCGAUUGGUCGAGUUGGACAACGCGGUGGUCGAGGUGAUUGAUGGCAUCCGGGGCUGGAAGCUGAAGCCUCUUGCAGCGGAUGAUGCUACUGCCAAUGCUGACUGCGAGGACAAGGCCAUCAAGGGGUUGGAAUGCGAAGGCCUGUAGAGUGGAAAGAUACUUUUGGCGAAACUUGGGCGGCAAAUUGGCUGGUUGGUGAUUUUGGUUUUCAUGACAUGGCCUCAUCUUGGCAACAAAAGCGUUUUGAUUUCAUAGCAUUUCUAAGAACAUUUCAGAAGCAAUCAUUC
Messenger RNA from Colletotrichum godetiae, 1279 nucleotides. RefSeq lists its product as uncharacterized. The coding region runs from base 156 to 1139 and encodes 327 amino acids. The transcript has 3 exons. Gene Ontology annotation, molecular function: protein binding. NCBI's taxonomy places the organism in Eukaryota, Fungi, Ascomycota, Sordariomycetes, Glomerellales, Glomerellaceae. The record is from RefSeq and is a predicted model, not a curated record.